Molecule: messenger RNA, 3438 nt
Organism: Cucurbita moschata (crookneck pumpkin)
Lineage: Eukaryota; Viridiplantae; Streptophyta; Magnoliopsida; Cucurbitales; Cucurbitaceae
Exons: 11
Coding region: 354-3164 (936 amino acids)
Molecular function (GO): protein binding
Source: RefSeq, a predicted model, not a curated record
UAGACAGAAAUCGAUUUUACAAUGGUGUAGAAUUCAAACCGAAACGAGAAAAAGGACACAAAAUCCCUAUAAGAAGUGCAGAAUCGAUCGACAAAUCUGUUGUUUAAGAUCUUCAAGAACUUUUGUUUAAGAUCUUCAGAAGCUUAGCAGUUAGAUUACGGAGAAUCGAUUUGCAACCUAGACCUAAUUCGCGCAAGUGAACUGGGCCGUCGUCGAGCCAGAAAUCAACGCCGUCUCUCUUCUCCUCCAUUCCGAUCUUCGGUCGCGAAAUCAACGGCGAUUCAAUCCACCGGAUCCCUGUGUUCAUCCCACAAUCCACUGAAUCCCUUCACUUUCUUUUUAUUCUUAUUGCUAUGGGAAAGAGAAGAGAGCGUCGCCGUGCAGCUCUCAGCAAUGCCGGUCGCCGUGUCAAGCUUGAUCUAUUCGCCGAGCCCUCCGGAGAUUUAGAUGGCUCUGAUGCACAUGAAGAAGUUGGAGGGGAUAUAGAUUCAAGACAGACAACCAAGUUACCUAAAUCAGCAUCCUCCUCAGGUCAACAAGCACAAAAUCCCUUGCUGUUACUGGAGCAAUAUAGUGAUGAUGAAGUUGAUGAGGAAGUGGACGAGGACUCGAAUAAAAAUUCAGAUCAUGAUGGACAAGAUGCAUUGUUACCUGACUGCAAUGACGAGGUUGCUGCCCUUCCUGCUGAGGGAUGUGAGAAAGUGGAGGCAAAUGUCGGUGAAGACAUCAUUGCUGAAAAGGCUGUUCAAGAGGAACCUGAGCAAGGUUCUGCUGAAUUUUCUGAGAACCUGGAGAGCAAAGAUGAAGCAAAAACUGACACUAAUAACUUUGGAUAUUUAAGCAAGGAAACUGAUCUGGUUCAAACAUCUGUACCAGCCACAUCUACUGUACAAGUAUCAGGGGAUGUUAUUUCAGGAUGGAGGGUUGUCAUGCAUGAGGAGAGCCAUAAUUAUUAUUACUGGAAUGUUGAAACUGGGGAAACUUCAUGGGAAGUUCCUGAUGUUGUUUCGGCUCAGACUCAGCCUACUCUAUCAGCCACCGACGUUAUAACUUCUCCGACUCAAUUUCCAGAGAACGUUACAGUAUUUAAACAGGAUUCUGGCUUAUCUAAUGGUGGGAGGUUAGAUGCUUUUUCAGCAGAAAGCACAGGUUACAAGAACGGCAUUCCAGUUACUGCAAGUCAGGGUUCCGAGGUUGACCAAAGCUAUGCUGCCUUCAGUACUUGUUCAAAUAAUGUGAAUAUAGCAAAAGCUGCUUCUGAGAUCUAUGCUGAUUACGCGGUGACUAAUGAAGAACAGAAAUCAGGGUUGGAUCUUCCUUCACAUCUUCUAAACUGGAGUUCGAGCUUGUUAGAGAGAUUAAAAUCAUUACAGAAGUCUGGGGGUCAUGAAUGGACAUUAAAGUACAUAUUGGAAACUCAGGUUAGACUUUCGGAUUUGGAGUCGCUGAUGCCGUAUAAGGCAUCGUUGCUUCCAUUCUGGGAACACUUGGCAAGGAAACUUAAACAGAUUGAAGAUGACAUUAACAAAGAAAUUUAUCAGACUGCUGUAGUAUCGUCGCAAUUGGAUGAAGCCAAGACUACUGAUAGUCCAAACAUUGUAAGAGACGAGAAAUUUCAGGGAAGGUCGGAUGUUGCGUCUGAUGUUGCGAGAAAGGAAAAUAGUGGUGUUUCUGCUUUGGAGCAUUCACAUUUGCCUACUGAUUCUGCUUCUUUGACUAUCAUUGCAAAUGGAGAAAAUAUUUCACCGUCUAAGGGGAACUCUACUAGUGUGAUUGAGCAUGCAAGUGAAAUUGCAAUUGAUGAAAUGGCUUCCAAGAGUGAACAUUCUGUGGAAGAUGUUGACAUGGAGGUGGAUAUGGAAGUUGAAGAUGCCGGUUUUGCAGGUAGCUUGACAGUGGCUGGUACACCAGAUAUGUACAAUGCUAAGUCGUUUACUUUGUUCGAGCAACCACUUCAGCCAGAUCAACAAGCCCAGCCAAAUCUUUCUUCAGGCUUUGCAUACAUGGGGCACGAGGAUGGCAGUGUAGCACCACCGCCACCACCAGCGGACGAAGAAUGGAUUCCCCCACCACCACCUGAUAAUGAAGAUGUUCCUCCACCCCCACCUGAUGAACCAGCUGAACCAUUAUAUCCUAUGCCUCCAUCUUAUACCCAACUUGGGCAGCCUGUUUGUUACACUGAACCAUAUCAAGUGUCUUAUCCUGAUUCUAGUAUUCAGUAUUAUGCACAUCCUGUCCCUGAAGUUGUACCUAGUGCAGAUUUUUACGGACAUCCAGAAACGUGUAACGUUGUAUUGGCUCAAGCACCAUUUUGCUAUGAGGCAGUUCCCAAUUCGCAUACGGGUUCUGCUCCCCUAGUUGUAAAUGGUGUUGUGCCUGAAGGUUAUGGUAUUCUUCAAAACGCAACGUCCUCUCUUCCCGUUUUUAGUACUGCUGGGUCGUCUCAGUUGCAUGUUGAUUCUGCAUCUGUGAGUUUUGAUCCUUCUUUCACUUUUCAUUAUGGAUCUUCUGAUACUACAAGUAUGAAUACUGCUUCUGCCGCUGAUGAAAUUGACAAGGGGUGUGGAGACACGAAAGCCUCUGUCCGAGUAUCUACUUCAGUCUCCCCAACUAACGAUGUUCCGCCAACAAGUAAUGCCGUUACUGAUCCUUCGGCUGUUGCUAAUACAACUGCAAUUUCCAAGGUUCAACCAAAAGCUCUGCGCAGUAAAAAGCGGACAGUUGCAGUUGCUCCAUCCUUGAGAUCGAAUAAGAAAGUUUCGAGUUUGUUGGACAAGUGGAAAGCAGCGAAGGAAGAACUGGAAGAAGACGAGGAAGAACCAGAAAACGCUUACGAGAUUCUCGAGAGGAAACGAGAAAGAGAAAUAAAGGAAUGGCAUGCACAGCAAAUUGCCAGUGGAGAUGCAAAAGAAAACGCCAACUUUCAGCCUCUUGGCGGUGAUUGGCGUGAGCGGGUAAAGCGAAGGAGAGCGCAAUCAUCGAGUGAUGUUACUCAAUCCCCUGCUGAAGCAUCCACAGAUGGAAACCAGCAGCAGCCCGACCUGGCAGAAAUCGCAAAAGAUCUACCCUCAGGAUGGCAGGCAUAUUGGGACGAGUCAACGAAGCAGGUGUAUUAUGGUAACGUUAACACCUCGGAAACGUCGUGGACAAAACCGAGGAAGUGAAGCGAUGUUUAUGUCGUAGUUUAGUGAUUUUGUUGGGAAGUUAGGAUUAAAAUGAAAUGUGAAGUAGUAGGUGUUGUUGGCAUUGUAUAGCUAACUUGUUAGGGUGUAGGGAAGGAAGGGAGAUUGUGGAGAGGAACAUGACAAAGUCUACAAUUUUGCUGAUUGAUUUGUUCAAUCAAAUUGUCAUUUAUUCCUCUCUGGAUGGUUUGUGCUGUAAGCUGUAUGCUCAACUUACAUUCUUUUUGUUAGCCUAAUUUCAGUUCAUUAUUAUUAU